Molecule: messenger RNA, 2173 nt
Organism: Chironomus riparius
Lineage: Eukaryota; Metazoa; Arthropoda; Insecta; Diptera; Chironomidae
Source: the annotation of a GenBank genome assembly
AAAAUAAUAAAAAAAGAAGUGAAAAAGUUUAUCAAUCAAAAAUAUUCGGAAUUUUUUGAUCCACACGCCUAUAUAAUGACAGAUCUUCAAUAUGUCUAUCAAAAGGAGCGAAAGGAAUUCGGUCGACAAUGUCAAUUUGCUGACAAGAAAUAUCUUAUGGUGUCAAUUCCAUCAAAUUAUGACGACUUUAAUAGCUACAUACUGAAGAAUCCUGUAUCCGAGGGAACACAAUUGGGCAAACAAUUUUCACUUAGUGAAGUCAACACAGUCUCUACGACAACAGAAAAUCGAGGAAUUUUGCACACUGAAGGUGGAUGGCCAAAAGAUGUUAACUAUUUAGACAGUGAACAGACAUUGCGGUAUCGUAGGAAGUUGGAGAAGGAUGAGACUUACAUUACUCAGGUUCCACGGAUGGGAGAGAAAGUAGAGUUCUGCAUUCUCCAAAAUAAUUCUGUAAAUAUCUACGAAGAAUACUUCUCGGAUCUGGAUCCAGCACCAAUCAUCGAUCGAUGUCAUUCUCGUACGAUGUAUGUUUACAAGGAUGUCGAGGAGACUCCGCGUCCAAUUAGCCAUUUAUCAUGGUCUGGAGAUGGAGGUAGUAAACUAGCCAUUACAUAUUGUGAUACAAACUUUCAGAAAUAUGCAUUCGGUCGUGUAUCAUUCAACUCGUACAUAUGGGAGACAGAGAACCCUAAUCGACCACUUUAUACAAUCUCGCCAACGAGUCCAUCAACGUGCAUUGAGUAUCAUCAAAAGGAUACAAAUAUUUUGGUUAGUGGACAACAGAAUGGACAAUGCUGUACAUUCGAUACACGCGCUGGACCAUAUUGUGUGGCUAGUACACCGCGUGAAAUAUGUCAUCGUGAAAGUGUUAAUUCUGUCCUAUGGAUUAACAGUAAAACUGGAAAUGAGUGCUUUUCGGGCGGUUCCGAUGGUCAAGUCAUAUGGUGGGAUACGAGAAAGUUUUCUGAAAGAUUAGAUUUACUGUAUAUGGAUCCUGUAAAAUCCGAUGAACAAUUUCUCGAGCGCUCUUAUGGCAUUUCUGUUCUUGAAUAUGAAACAACAAUACCAACUCGUUUUAUGGUUGGAUCUGAGCAAGGCAUGCUGUUCUUUUGCAAUCGUAAAGGAAAGACACCCAUGGAGAAAAUCACUUUGCGGAUGCAAUGUCAUGCUAGUCCCAUCUACACGUUAGCCCGCAAUCCAUCGUUCUUCAAAAAUUUCCUCACAGUCGGUGAUUGGAAUGCUCGCAUCUGGUCGGAAGAUUGUAAAGAGAGUUCUAUUAUCUGGACAAAAUAUUGUAAUGUUGAGCUUACUGAUGGCUGUUGGUCGCCAACAAAAUGUUCAUUAUUCUAUCUUAGUCGUAUGGAUGGUAAUGUGGAAGCAUGGGAUUUAUUGCAGCAGCAGAGCGAGCCAAUCUUGACUAUUAAGGUUUCUGAUCAUGCCAUAACUUGCCUGAAGCCCCACGAAUCAGGCAAAAUGAUAGCAUGUGGUAGCGCAAGCGGAUUCGUUCAUUUAAUGGAAGUUUCAGAGAACAUGAGUUUCAGUGCAAAAAAUGAUAAAGCGAUAUUAAAUGCUAUGCUCGAUCGUGAAAGCAAACGUGAAAAAAUUCUCGAAGGAAAAUUGCGUGAAAUAAAAAUAAAGCUGAAGAAGCAAGUCGAGUUGCAAGAUGCAAAAGUUUCAGAUUUAUUGCAAUUGCAAGCUGAAAUGCCGCCUGAGGAGAAUAAAGUACAAGAUGACUUACCCAAGAUCAAGCCGGAAUUAGUUCAAGCACUCAUCGAAACAGCCGACAAAGACUUCUUCUCGAUGAUAAACGAAGAGACACAGAAACGAAUCAAGGCUCUAGAUAAUGAUGGACAUGAUAAGCCUAAAAAGUCAAAGGGUCACAAAAAGAAACACGAGGAUGAUGGCACGGAUACAGAGACACAUAUGGAGCACUCAACAGAGGAGCCUGUAUCAAUAAACGGAAUUAAUGGACAUCACGAAAAUGGAACUGCUACAAAUGGUUAUCAUAAUAAUGAGAAUGGACAUGAUAUAAAUGGCAAUGAUCAUGAAUUAACUGAGAAUGGCAACGACCAUAAUGAUGACAAUUAAAAAAUAUAUUGUAGCUACAUCCAUUAAGUUUCGAGUCUUGUAUGUAAUUUAAAUUAACAGUUGAAAUAAAAAUAAAAAACAG